AUGGCAGAUACAAGCAACGUGACUGAAAUCCUUUUCCUGGGAUUUUCUCAGAACCAGAACGUGCAGAAGGUCAUUUCUGCCUUGUUCCUUCUCAUGUACACGGCCAUCGUGCUGGGCAAUGGCCUCAUCGUGGUGACCAUCGUGGCCAGCAAAGGGCUCACCUCGCCCAUGUAUUUCUUCCUCAGCUAUUUGUCCUUGGUGGAGAUCUGCUACUGUUCUGUCACAGCUCCCAAGCUCAUCUUUGACACCUUGACCAGGAGGAAAGUCAUUUCCCUCAAGGGCUGCAUCACGCAGAUCUUUUUCCUCCAUUUCUUCGGCGGCACUGAGAUCUUUCUUCUGACGGUGAUGGCCUACGACCGCUACGUGGCCAUCUGCAAGCCCUUGCACUACAGGGCCAUCAUGCACCCGCGAGCCUGUGGCCUCCUGGUGGCGGCGGCGUGGGGUGGGGGCUUGCUGCAUUCUCUCGGGCAAACCUUCCUCAUUUUCCAGCUGCCCUUCUGCGGCCCCAACGUCAUUGACCACUAUUUCUGCGAUGUCCACCCCGUGCUGAAGCUGGCUUGCUCGGACACGGUCCUCAUCAGCCUGCUCAUCAUCCUCAACGGUGGCUCCAUCUCGGUGCUGAGCUUCGCGGUGCUGCUGGCCUCCUACGCCGUUAUCCUGCGCUCGCUGAGCAGCCGCACCGCCGAAGGGCGGCGCAAGGCCCUCUCCACCUGCGCCUCUCACCUGGCGGUGGUGGCCCUCUUUUUUAUACCCUGCUCCUUUGUCUACAUGCGGCCCUGCGUCACCCUCCCUGCGGACAAGAUUGUGGCCGUGUUUUACACGGUGCUCACGCCCCUUCUAAACCCGGUCAUUUACUCCUUCAGGAAUGCAGAGGUGAAAAGUGCUGUGUGCAGGCUCAUGAGGAGGAGAGCAAUCGGGGAGGGAAGCAGAUGA
Marmota flaviventris (yellow-bellied marmot) is the source of this 933-nucleotide messenger RNA. RefSeq names its product olfactory receptor 4X1. Gene Ontology annotation, molecular function: olfactory receptor activity; G protein-coupled receptor activity. Lineage: Eukaryota; Metazoa; Chordata; Mammalia; Rodentia; Sciuridae. The record is from RefSeq and is a predicted model, not a curated record. Gene Ontology annotation, biological process: G protein-coupled receptor signaling pathway. Gene Ontology annotation, cellular component: membrane.